Molecule: messenger RNA, 927 nt
Organism: Ectocarpus sp. CCAP 1310/34
Lineage: Eukaryota; Phaeophyceae; Ectocarpales; Ectocarpaceae
Source: the annotation of a GenBank genome assembly
AUGCUUUCCUGCAUCAUCCUGACGGUGCUAGCCUACUACGGCAGCAGGGUCAACCCCUCCACGUCCGUGGGGAGCGGCGGCGGCGGCGGCGGUGGCGGCGAUGGCCAUGGGGGCGGCGAAGGGGGGCGUGCUUCGAUCGAGGAGUACCCGCGGGGAGGAGGGGUUGAAUUCUUGGGCAGGAACGGGACGGCACUGAGUGAGAGGGAGAGAUGGCAGUAUGAAGCAGGGUGGGGAGAGGUCCCCUUGGACGACUUGGAGGAAUGGGCGCCACUAGGACCGGACCCUAUAGGGUGCCUGCCGAGAACGACUGCCAACCCGGCGGGGCAGCCGAAAGUUCUCGUGGGAUGGGGGUUCGGAGCCCCUAAACUAACCCUCUACGGAUACCGUGCGCUAGAGAGCAUCAUGCACGUCUACCCAGGGGCGCGCGUCAGAGUCAUAACCGUUGGACCGCGGUUCGCGUUCUUUUACAAGUGGGCGAACAUCCUCGCUCUCACGCAGUUCCAGAAGUACAGCAAGAGGGGUUACGAUGUCAAGGUGGAGAUAUACUUCGGGAAGGCGCUCGCUACCGUGAAGUUGAACGGGAGGAUGAUUCCGGGGCACAAGUGGUGGCGUCGUCACGAGGACACCUUGCUUUACGGCCAAGGGAUGAAGAUGUCCACUUUCCAGGCAGUUCAAGAUGCUGUUCCAGACGCCUAUAUCACGGUCUACCUGGCCCUGUUGGAACUCUACAAGUCCGGAGGCAUCUACGUAGAUCUGACGACGUUCUUCGUUCGGCCGCUGCCUACUGGUUUGGACGGGUUCGUGGCUGGAGGGGAAGGGCCCGGGAGCGCCGGAGCCGGGGGCGGGGCGGGGGGCGACGGGAGGGAUUGUUCUGUCCCCACUUCAAAUGACAGGCUGCACAGGCCGCUCGUCAUGCAGAUCCAGUAG